AAAACGGCGUUAGUAUAAAAACACAACAAACACACACGAAUCCUUUUGUAAGAUCCAUACACACAACAAACAACACUUCUCUUUCUUUCUUCUCUUCUUCUUCUUCCUCUUCCUUUGUCCCUUUUCUCAACCACCAACAACCUUAACCUUUUCUCAACAAUACCACCACCAAAUCUCAUCAUGGUUGUCAAAAUGAUGAAAUGGCGUCCAUGGCCACCACCAAUUUCAAGAAAAUACCAAGUUAAACUACUUAUCAAAACUCUUCGUGGUUGUUGUAUCGAUCUAUCACCGGAGAAUACAUUCGCUGUUGAAAUUAGAUGGAAAGGUCCUAAACUUGCUCUUAGUUCUCUCCGUCGUAACGCUGUUGUCAGAAAUUUCACCGGUGAAAGUCAUGUUCGACGUGUUGACCAAGAUGAAAACGAUGUCGUUUUGUGGGAUGAAGAGUUUAUUAGCUUUGUUAAUCUUUCUGCUAAUAAAGAUAAUUCUUUUCAUCCUUGGGAGAUUGCUUUCACCGUUUUUAAUGGUUUGAAUCAGAGGCCAAAGACUAAGAUUCCUGUGGUUGGAACAGCUUCUUUGAAUCUAGCUGAGUUUGCAUCUGUAAUUGAUCAGAAGGAUUUUGAUUUGAGCAUUCCACUAACACUUCCUGGUGGUUCUUCUGUUGAGCCAUCUCUUUCACUCACUAUAUCAAUGAGCUUAGUGGAGUUAAGAGGGGCACAAGAGAAUAGUGAGCAUGUUCAUAAGUCAAUAGUGCCUGUUGCAUCGCCCGUUGCUCAGUCAGGAGAAACUAGUUUGUCGGAGAAAGAUGAGAUUUCCACCAUCAAAGCCGGUCUUAGGAAAGUGAAGAUUUUGACUGAGUUUGUAUCAACAAGGAAAGCAAGAAAACCGAGCCGCGAAGAAGAAGGGAGCGAGGGAAAUUACUCUACCAGGAGUGAGGAUGGUGAGUAUAAUUACCCUUUUGACUCUGACUCUCUUGAUGAUUUUGAGGAAGGGGAUUCACAUUCAGAAGAGGUUAAGGAGGAUAGUGUGAGGAAAUCGUUCAGUUACGGGAAACUGGCCUUUGCAAAUGCUGGGGGAUCAUUCUAUUCAAGCAUGAGGGUAAAGAGUGACGAUGAGGAUUGGGUUUACUACAGCAAUCACAAGUCGGAUAUCGUGAGUUUGCCAAAAGAGGAUUCUACAGUUUCCUCCUCCGAGCCUUAUGUAGCACAAAGUUCAAGGCGGAGCUUAUUGCCUUGGAGGAAGAGGAAGUUGAGUUUCCGAUCUCCUAAAUCUAAGGGAGAACCAUUGCUAAAGAAGGCAUAUGGAGAAGAAGGUGGUGAUGAUAUUGAUUUUGAUCGACGACAGCUUAGCUCUGAUGAAUCUAUUUCAUUUGGGUCACAGAAAGCUGAGGACGAUUCAGGUGCAAACCGAACAUCCGUAUCUGAAUUUGGGGACGACAAUUUUGCGGUUGGCAGUUGGGAGCAGAAAGAAGUAAUGAGCCGUGACGGCCACAUGAAACUUCAGACACAAGUCUUUUUCGCCUCAAUUGAUCAGCGCAGCGAACGUGCAGCAGGUGAGAGUGCUUGUACAGCUCUUGUUGCCGUAAUUGCUGAUUGGUUCCAAAACAAUCGAGACCUCAUGCCCAUAAAGUCCCAGUUUGAUAGCUUAAUUCGAGAUGGCUCAUUAGAAUGGAGAAACUUAUGUGAAAACCAGACAUAUAGGGAGCGAUUCCCUGACAAGCAUUUUGAUCUUGAAACAGUUGUUCAGGCCAAAAUUCGUCCCCUUUCCGUGGUUCCUGAAAAGUCCUUUAUCGGUUUCUUUCAUCCAGAAGGAAUGGAUGAGGGAAGGUUUGAUUUUCUGCACGGGGCCAUGUCUUUUGAUAACAUUUGGGAUGAGAUUAGUAAUGCCGGACACCAGUGUAUCAAUAACAAUGAACCCCGAAUUUUUAUCAUCAGUUGGAAUGACCAUUUUUUCAUCCUCAAAGUCGAAGCCGAUGCUUACUGCAUCAUUGACACUCUAGGAGAGAGGCUUUAUGAAGGUUGCAAUCAAGCAUAUAUCUUGAAAUUCGAUGGCAACACAGUAAUAUACAAAAUGCCAGAUGUUACUCAAACAUCCGAAGAAAACGCAACCACUGACCAACUAACUGUUGCAGAUGUAUUAGAGCACAACGACCGACAGGUUCAGCAAAUUAACGGUAAGGAAUCGGAGUCUGUUGCUGAGACGGAAGAACAGUCGAAAAGCGAGCAAGAGGAAGAGGAAGUUGUUUGCAGAGGAAAGGAAGCAUGCAAAGAAUACAUCAAAAGUUUCUUAGCAGCAAUUCCUAUUAGAGAACUACAAGCAGAUGUUAAGAAAGGUUUAAUAUCAUCGACUCCACUUCAUCAAAGACUACAAAUCGAGUUUCACUAUACUCAAUUCUCGUUGCAAUCUCACGAUGCUGCUGUUGUUCCUGUGAAUGAAGAAGCUUCUCUUGCAGUAACUGAGGUUAACACAUAAUCGUACUGCGAAAUUAAGGAAAGUGCGGUUUUUACUCUAACUAGUCUUACUAUGUAAGUGUUUUUGUUUUUCUGAUUUGAAGUGAAAUUAACAAAAGGAAACUCAUUUGAACUUUUGAUGGUAAAUGAGGAAGUGAACCGAGGUUGUGUGAACUGUCUAGGGAACUGUGUCCUGUAAAUGUAUCUGUAAUUUCCUUUUCAUCUGAGCUUAAACUUUUGGUUCCUAACAAAAAGAUGUAUGAAUUGGCUUUUUAACUUUUGCA
Trifolium pratense (red clover) is the source of this 2731-nucleotide messenger RNA. RefSeq lists its product as uncharacterized. Lineage: Eukaryota; Viridiplantae; Streptophyta; Magnoliopsida; Fabales; Fabaceae. The record is from RefSeq and is a predicted model, not a curated record. The transcript has 4 exons. Bases 181 to 2469 code for a protein of 762 amino acids.